Schistosoma haematobium is the source of this 10744-nucleotide messenger RNA. Its product is annotated as Spectrin alpha chain, non-erythrocytic 1. Bases 201 to 7445 code for a protein of 2414 amino acids. The transcript is spliced from 20 exons. Gene Ontology annotation, molecular function: calcium ion binding; actin filament binding. NCBI's taxonomy places the organism in Eukaryota, Metazoa, Platyhelminthes, Trematoda, Strigeidida, Schistosomatidae. Gene Ontology annotation, biological process: actin cytoskeleton organization. Gene Ontology annotation, cellular component: cell junction; plasma membrane; cell projection. The record is from RefSeq and is a predicted model, not a curated record.
UAUGAUUAGUCAAAUAACAAAUUCGCACACAUACGCUUACAUAAAAAUAGUCAGAGUUGAUAAGCGAAAAAUUUACAAGAUCAAAACGUGACCUAAGAAGAAUGGAUAGGUUAAGUCAUAUCAGUCAGGUAGUAACCAACACUUCAUUAGUACACACAACCGACAGGUCAAUUUAAUACAAUUACAGGAACCGGACUAGGAUGGCUGAGCCUCCAACUAAGGUGAAGAUAUUGGAAACUCCUGAAGAUAUUCGUGAACGUCGUGAGCAAGUUUUGUCUCGCUAUUCUGCAUUUAAAGAGGCAACGCAGUAUCGUCGUCAUAAGUUAGAGGAAGCUAAGAGGUACCAGUAUUUUAAGCGUGAUGCUGAUGAACUUGAGAGCUGGAUUAAUGAAAAGUUGCAGACUUAUGCAAAUGAGGAUUUCAAGGAACUGAGUAACCUCCAGGCCAAAAAACAAAAGCAUCAGGCUUUUGAGCUCGAAGUCACAGCUCACUCCGAGACACUAUCAGCCUUAGAUUCUUCAGGUGAAGAGAUGAUAGGGCAAGGACAUUAUGCUUCUGAGAUUAUUAAGAACCGGCUCGAUGAGUUGCACGCUCUUUGGGAAAGGUUGAUGGCCAUGUUCAGAGAAAAAUCGCGUCUCAUUAACCUGACUCUUAAGUUCGUUCAGUUCUUACGUCAGGUCGAUGAGAUACUUUUCUGGACACGUGAGAAGGAGACUUACGUAACUUCUGAAGAUUUCGGUCAGGAUUUAGAGCACGUUGAGGCACUACAGAAGAAAUUUGACGAGUUUAUGAAGGACCUUGAGUAUCAGGAAAGUCGUGCAGAAGACAUUUACCACAAAGCAGAUGAACUUUUGAAAGAGGAAUUUCCUGAAGACACCUUGGUAAUAGAAAAGUCACGUGAGGUUCGUGAAGCGCUAGAACGUUUAAAAAAUCUGGCUAAGAUGCGCCAAGAUAAACUUCUUGAAGCCUACGAAAUACAACGUUUCUUCCGGGAUACAGAUAAAGCCAUAUCGUGGGUAAAUGAAAAGUCUAUUCCUCUAUCUAUUGAAGACUGUGGUCGUGACUUGGCUUCAGUACAAGCACUGCAAAGGAAACAUGACGCUUUGGAGAGGGAUCUAGCUGCUUUGGAUGAAAAGAUUGGUCAACUAGGAGAUGAUGCUUUGGCUCUUGCACAGAAACAUCCAGACUCUAAAGACACAAUUCAGGGUAAAUAUGAAGCUUUAAUUGCUGCUUGGGAGAAACUUAAGAAUCAAUUUGUGGAUAGAAAAAGUAAACUGGAAGAGUCUUUCAAGAUGCAGCGUUUUCUCGCCGAUUGGAAAGACCUUAGUAUAUGGAUGACAGACAUGAAAGGGUUGAUCUCUGCUGAUGAUCUAGCAAAGGAUGUCGCUGGUGCUGAGGCCCAAGUAGAACGCCAUAAGGAAUAUACUGCGGAAAUUAACUCGCGAAACGAUAGUUUCGACACGUGCAUGUUAGAGGGUCAAGCACUGAUCAGUGUUGGCCAUCCAUCUAGCGGGGAAAUCGCUGCAAAGCUUUCCAAUUUGGAAAGAGAAAAAGCUGCCCUUCUGGAACUAUGUGAAGAGAGACGCGAGCAACUAGAACAAUGUAUGGGUCUUCAGUAUUUCUAUCGAGAUGCAGAACAGUCAGAGUCUUGGAUCGGAAAACAAGAAGCACUUUUGGAAAUCAAGGAUGUUGGCGAUUCUCUCGAUUCCGUUGAGGCACUUAUUAGAAAGCACGAAGAUUUUGAGAAGUCGUUGUUAGCUCAAGAGGAAAAGAUGCAUCAUUUUGAUGAGUUGGCAAAGAAACUUAUAGAAACGAAUCACUACGCUGCUGCACAGGUCACAGAGUUGCAGCAUUCUUUGGAAGAUAGACGAAGAGCCUUAAAGGAUAAAGCUAAGAGGCGCCGUCAGCGUCUUGAAGAUUCUCACCGUUAUCAGAUGUUUGAUCGUGACGCCGAUGAAAUGCAAUCUUGGAUAUCGGAAAAACUAAAAAAUGCACUUGAUGAAAGCUAUAAAGACUCAACUAAUUUACAGACAAAAGUUCAAAAACAUCAGAACUUCGAAGCUGAGAUACAAGCUAACCAGUCUCGUGUUGAAGAUAUUAAGAAAACAGGUCAAGAUUUGUUAAACGCAAAUCACUGCAAUUCAGCUGAAAUAAAACUAAAAAUCGACCAGUUGGAUGAGACUUGGUCUUAUCUUAUAAAUGCUAUGGCGAACAAGAAGAAAAAUUUAGAUCAAGCCAGUCGACAACAACAAUUCGUCCGCAAUGUUGAGGAUGUCGAGUUGUGGUUAGAUGAUGUUGAAGCCCAAAUUGCAUCAGAAGAUGUUGGCCGAGACCUUAACGGAGUAAUGAAUGCACAGAAGAGACUCAACUUACUAGAAUCUGAUGUUGCUGCCCAUCGUGAGCGCAUAGAAGCAUUUAAAGUCCAAGCUGACACAUUUGCUUCUGAGGGUCAUUUUGAUGCUCCCAUAAUCCAGGAGAAGCAGCGGCAGCUGUCCCAACGUUACUACGAUUUGCAGAAACCAUUAAAUCAACGCCGUGAAAAACUGUCAAAUGCUUACAAGUUGCACCAGUUCUUUAGGGAUGUUGAAGACGAGGAAGAUUGGAUUCGAGAGAAAGAUCCAGUCGCGGGCUCCACUAAUGUAGGUCGUGAUUUGAUUGGCGUGCAGAACUUGAUAAAAAAACAUCAAGCAAUAUAUGCGGAAAUAAAUGGUCACUCACCACGCAUUGAGGAGGUUGUUCAAGAAGGUCAGGCCAUGAUACGCGCCAACCAUUAUGGGGCUAAUGACAUUGAAAGACGUAUAACCGAUUUAACUACCGAUUGGUCCCAACUUUGUGAAAAGGCAGACCGUCGACGACAGCUGUUGGAAGAUUCAUUGCAGGCCCAACAGUACUUUGCUGAUGCAAGUGAAGCAGAAAGUUGGAUGCGAGAAAAAGAACCAUUGGUCGGUUCGUCCGAGUUUGGUCGGGAUGAAGACUCUACGGAAGCACUCUUGAAAAAACAUAACGCUCUCCUUGCCGAUAUUGAGGCAUAUGGUUCAACCAUUGAAGCUCUCGGCAUUCAAGCUAGUAGUUGCCGGAUGCAGGAAGCCCCAGUAAGUGAUCUACUCGGCAAAGAUGUAGUUAUUGCUUUAUAUGACUACCAAGAAAAGUCUCCUAGGGAAGUUUCGAUGCGGAAAGGAGAGAUCUUAACCUUGCUAGCCAGUAACCACAAAGACUGGUGGAAAGUGGAAGUGAAUGAUCGCCAAGGAUUUGUUCCUGCAGCGUAUGUCAAGAAAGUUGAGGCUCCUGUUUCUGACACUCAAGCUGGUUUAGCAGCCAAGCCACUUACUGUAGCGUCGCAGCAGCAACGUUUGGAGGAGCAAUAUAAUUAUCUUCUUCAGCUGGGUCGUGAUCGUCGAGAGAGGUUACAGGAUUCCGUCGAAGCCUACCAACUAGUUAGAGAGGCUAACGAUUUACAUCAAUGGGUAGUUGAGAAAGAACUAGUUGCUGUCACGGAGACCAUCGUCCCUGGAAGACUAGAGGAAGUAGAGUCAGAGAAAAAGAAGGUAGAUGAGUUUGUUAUGGAACAAAAGGAAAGAGAAGCUAGAGUAACAGAAUUGUGUGCCAAGGCAGAUAAACUCAAGCGAGGUGGCCAGACUGAAGCUGUUGAGAAGAUAGAAGGUAUUAUCAUGCAACUCCAAAAGAAGUAUGAACAGUUAGAAGAAGUCACUGCCAAAAAGGCUAAAGAAUUAGAAGAUAUUGAUGCCGUUCAACGCUAUCACAGAGAAUGUGAUGAAGCGAAAGAAUGGAUUGAAGAGAAGGAGAAUAGAUUACUAACAGAUGAUGUAGGUAAUGACUUCACAUCUGUUCAGCGUCUUAUACGUAAACAUGAUGCAUUAGAAAGGGACCUGGUAGCUUUGGGAGAAAGGGUUAAACAAUUAGAUUCAAAAGCUGCUGACUUGAUACAGAUCCAUCCUCAGGAUGCAGAAGCUAUAUGUACACAUCAAGAAGAAAUCAACCAUUUGUGGGAUAGUCUAGCUGCAACUGCUGAAAAACGAAAAGCCAAACUUUUAGAUUCCUUAGAUCUCCAAAAGUUCCUCGCUGAUGCAAGGGAUCUCCAGUCUUGGAUUAGUACAAUGAAUGGUUUGGUAUCGUCAAAGCAAGUGGGCACAUAUGUUACAAGUGCAGAAUCGUUGUUAGAUAGUCACCGUGAAUACCGCACGGAAAUCGAUACUCGUGCUCCAGCUUUUCAAAACUUCGAAUCCUUCGGUAAGGAGUUACUUGAUAAUGGACAUUAUGCUUCGGAGGUCGUACGGCAAAAACUCCAAGAAAUCACAGAAGCAAGAGAAGCUCUUAAUGUAGCCUGGCUAAAUCGGCACAAACUAUUAGAACAAAAUCUAGAAGAACAGCUAUUUUUGCGUGACUGUGAACAAGCUGAGGAUUGGAUGGCUAUUCGCGAAGCAUCUUUAGCUGGUGAUGAUGUUGAUGGGAAUAAAGUUGAUGCAUUAAUAAAGAAACAUGAAGAUUUUAACCGUGCAAUCACCCUACAGGAGGUUAAGAUACAGUCUUUGAUGGCGAAUGCUGAUAAACUUCUGGAAGCUGAUCAUUAUGAUGCAAAUGCAAUUGAAGCUAAGCGUGGUGAGGUUUUAAAUCGUUGGACUCACUUAAAAAAUGCUAUGAUUGAUAAUCGUAGCAGGCUAGGAGACGUUCAAACGCUUCAGGCCUUCAUUCGAGAUGCUGAUGAGAUGGAGCUAUGGAUAAACGAAAAAAUGCAAUUUACAAUGGACGAACCUUAUAAAGAUCCUACCACAAAUAUUCAGGCUAAACAUCAGAAACAUCAAGCUUUUGAAGCAGAGCUCGCUGCCAACGCAGAACGUCUCCAAGGCAUUUUGGCAGCUGGACAACGUUUAAAGCAGAAGAAUCAAUGUAUGGGGCAGGAAAGUGCCGUUGAAGAACGUAUCGCCAAACUCGCUAACCAGUGGGAUAAUCUUGUCAAUCGAUCUCAUGAAAAAUCCGAAAAGUUACAGGAGGCCAAUCGUCAAGCUGCAUAUAAUGCUGGUAUUAAAGACAUUGAAUUUUGGUUAGGUGAAAUGGAAACAUCACUCGUUAGUCCCGAUCAUGGAAGAGAUUCAGCAUCUGUUGACAGUCUUCUGUCAAAACACCAAGUACUUGUUACUGAUAUUCGAGCCCAUGAAGAUCGUAUUAAGGAAUUAGAUGCACGCGCAGAUGAGUUUAUUAGGUCCGGUGCUUGGGAUGCUGAUAUGGUCCGUGAGCGCAAAAAAAUGAUUAAUGAACGAUAUGAAAAGAUUCUGGAUAUGUCAGAAAAUCGCGCUGUAACGCUUGGCAAGGCUAAGCGUUUGCAUGAUUUUUAUCGCAAUAUUGACGAUGAAGAGGCUUGGAUCCGUGAAAAAAAGAUUUUGGUUAGUUCAGAGGAUUAUGGACGUGAUCUUAUUGGAGUACGCAACCUACGCAAAAAGCAUGAACGAAUUGAAAAUGAGGUAGCAGCUCAUGAUCCAUUCAUCAAACAAGUUAUUGCACAAGGAGAGGAACUUACUGUUGGUGUUCAACUUGCUGAUCCUGAGGAAAUAAAAAAAAGAAUUCAGCGUCUCCAAACCGCGUGGGAAGAAUUGCAAGGUCUUACAGCACUUCGACGACAGAAAUUAGAAGAGUCAUUGGCAUAUCAAGACUUUAUUGAUGGAGUAGAAGAAGAGGAGGCUUGGAUUCUCGAGAAACAACAUUUACUUAGUAGUGAGGAUUAUGGCGAUACUCUUGCUGCUGUGCAAGGCCUUUUAAAAAAGCACGAUGCCUUUGAAACAGAUCUUAAUAUACAUAAUGAAAAGUGUAAAGAACUUUGUUUAACUGGAUCUGAUUUGGUGCAAUCUGAGAAUCAUAAUCGUUUGUCUAUUCAGCAGCGAUGUGAAGGAUUGAUGGAAAAAUUGAAUGCACUCAAUCAGGCUGCCCAACGUCGCAAAACAAAUCUUACUGACAACUCAGCAUUUUUACAGUUUAUGUGGAGAACGGAUGUCGUUGAAUCUUGGAUAGCUGAUAGGGAAACGCAAGUACGUAGUGAUGAUUACGGGCGAGAUUUAAGCAGUGUUCAAAUUUUGCUGACGAAACACGCAACUUUUGACACAGCGUUGGAAUCUUUCCACACAGAAGGAAUUCAAACAAUUACUGAACUUCACGAUCGCCUUAUCGCAGCAGAGCACAAUCAGAGUCCAGCCAUUAAGCAACGUUUCACCUCGCUAAUGGAUCGUUGGGAACGUCUACGUCGUGAAUCUGCCCGUCGCAAAGCUGAUCUCAUUCAGCUACAAGAACAAUAUCGAAAGGUUGAAGAACUUUAUUUGGCGUUCGCUAAGCGGGCAUCAACCUUCAACUCGUGGUUCGAAAAUGCUGAGGAGGACUUAACUGACCCCGUGCGUUGUAAUUCCUUGGAUGAAGUUCAUGCACUUUGUGAAGCUCAAGAGCAGUUCAAAGCAUCUCUCAAAGCUGCAGAGUCUGAUUUUCAACAAUUAGCUCAAUUAGAUCGCGAAAUCAAAAGCUAUGGCGUUGGCAUGAAUCCGUACACUUGGUUUACAAUGGAGUCACUUGUGGAAACUUGGCGUAACUUACAGAAAAUCAUUUUAGAGAGAGAUGCUGAACUUCGACGUGAAACGGUUCGACAAGAGCAGAAUGACCAGCUUCGUCAACAAUUUGCAGUAGCAGCUAAUUCUUUCCAUCAAUGGCUACAGAAAGUUCGAACAUCGAUGAUGGAAGCCAGUGGAACUCUAGAAGAACAGUUAGAAGGUAUUCGGGAAAAAUCUUCAGAAGUUAGAGCCCGCAAAAACGAUUUGCGAGAGGUUGAAAAAUUGGGUACUUUGCUGGAAGAACAUCUCAUUCUGGAUAAUCGAUACACGGAACAUAGUACUGUCGGUCUAAGUCAAGCUUGGGACCAGUUAGAUCAACUUGCGAUGCGUAUGCAACACAAUUUAGAACAACAAAUCCAGGCUAGAAAUGUUAGUGGAGUAAGCGAAGAGGCACUUCGCGAGUUCUCUAUGAUGUUCAAACAUUUCGAUAAAGAUAAAUCUGGGCGUUUGGAUCAUCGCGAAUUUAAAUCAUGUUUACGUGCACUUGGCCAUGAUUUGCACGAGGUUGGAGAAGGUCAAGUAGAUGCUGAGUUCGAAUCUAUAUUAAACGUGGUGGAUCCUAAUCGUGACGGUUACAUAACGCUUCAAGAGUUUAUGGCAUUCAUGAUAAGUAAAGAAACUGAAAAUGUUCAGUCUCGUGACGAAGUCGAAGAAGCCUUCCGUGCAUUAACUAAAGAAGGAAAAGAAUACAUCACCAAAGAAGAGCUAUAUGCGAACUUAUCCAAAGAGCAGGCGGAAUAUUGCAGUCGAGUCAUGCCUCCAUACUACACUAAAAGUGGUCAGGCAAUUUUGGAUGCCUACGACUACCAAGCCUUUACGAGACAACUUUUUGUGAGCUAGUUACAACAAGCUGAUUUUAGUUGGUUUCUGCGCUUUCGUUAUAUAAUUUUCUUGGUUUCAUUUUCGCUUACUCAUUCGCUCAGUUUCGCCUAAGUUGCAACUGUUUCUGGUUUUAAUUUCAUUACUGAUUUCAUGUUGUGGCGUACUUUUUGUAGCUUCCUGAAAUCCAAAAUCAUAUUUAAUGCACUUUCAUAUUGUUGUGAAAUGUUGGAUUUAGUUUCAAUUUUAAAGUCUUGUGAUCAAAAUCUGUUUUCUGGUUGGUUACCAGUUGCACCUACAUUUAAUUUUCAGUUUUUGCAAUAAAUUAAUAGAUCAUAAUUCCAUUUAUAUUUUUCUUUUUCCGGCUCAUUAAAGUAUGAACAGAUAUAAGGCUUCAAAACAGUUUUCCUUAAGCCGUAGUUGUCUGUCAUGUUUUACUAAUAGGAAAAUGCACUUUUAGUACACCGUAUUACACAUUAUGAAUCAGACCUUCGUUUUCCACCAUUUUACCUCUGUUAUUGAACAAAUAACACACUACUUUUUCUGUGAAUGAUUGCCGUUAUAAAUUUAGUCGUAUAUGGAAUAUUAGUAUCAUACAAAGAAAUCAUCUAAUGAAGUAGUUUAUUGUAACUUAAUUUUUUUAUUACUUAAUGAGAAAUUAAUAACAACUCAGCGAAGAAAAUUUCUCUCGACAAUAUCAUUUCCUCGAUCUGUACAGUCGUAAUUCAGCUGAAGUCUGUCGAAAAAGAGUAGGAGAAUUACGUAAUUUCAAGUGUCAAACGAGUUUUGUGCAACGGUCAGCAAGUUAGAGAAUAAUGAUAAGAUGUAUUCGUGUAUAUCAAUCAGUCGAUCACAGCUGAACGCCUGAUGAACAGCAGAAACUGAGAUAGUAUUGCUGAAGGUCCAUACCGAAUUAAGACAACAGAGAUCAGUGUGUCUUUUAGAUUCAUAUCUCAGACCACAGUUCCAUAUGAAAGUCAAUCAGCUACAACGCAGGACCAGGGAUCGAUCUAAGUCGUCAUACCUAAUUAGCCAAAAAAACACUGCGUCCAGAAUUGCAAGCAGACAUAAAAUGGAUGAAUGGCGACUGGAAGAAUUGUCCAAAACAAUGCUGGUGGGCGGCCUAUGCUCCUCCACGAGGGGCAGCAGGCGUAAGUAAGUAGGUAAUUAGCAUAAGAAAAUAAACACCAUAACCAUAGAAGCAGUUACUUCAAUGGUGGUAAUAUAAACAAAAGAAAGACUGCAUAAAAAGAUAUGAUGCAGCGAGAAACAAUUAGCUCAUAGGAAUGAAGGUGUAUAUAUAAUUUUAAUCUCACUAUUCAAGGGAAGACAGAGAGUGUAUACAAAUACGCCAUUGUGAUCGAUUCUGAGCCAUGUCACCCAGAGUCUCCAACCAUUGGUUAUUGCUUAUAAUUGUAAAAUGAGGAGCGACUGGAAAAACAAACUGACUGUUACCUUUUAUAGAACACUGAAAUACAGUAUCCUUUUUAUUAGUAAGCCAAAUACGGUAUCAGUCAGUCAGCUACAACGUAGGACCAGGUACAUAUGUGCAUCGGUCCAAGUUGCCAUACCUCAUUAGCACAACAAGAUGGACACCGGAUUCAUAGAAGUAGUGGUGGUAAUAUAUAAAAGAAAGAUUGCAUAUAAGGACGGUACAUGAAGUUAGUUCGUAGAAAGAAAGAUAUAAAGCGAUUUUAAUCUCAGUUUAGGGGAAGACAGAGUGUACACACAUACGCCAUUGUGAUCGAUUCUGAGUCAUGUCACCCAGUCUCCAACCAUUGGUUACGAGUCACGCAGACCCAACCAAGUAGUCUGCAUCUACCAACAUGACUCAGACUAGAAGUUAGUGACUUCAAACACUGAUGCCACGUUUUGGUUUGGCCACCUUUAACUUCCUUCCAACCAUCCCGAACACCGGUUAGCAUUGAACGUCGUGGUAAUCGGUGUUCAGGCAUACGUAACACGUGACCCAACCAUCUCAGUCGAUGAAGAUGCAUAACCUCAUUAACUGAUUUACCAUCAUUCCCUAAUACCCUGCGUCUAACCUCACUAUUGCUUACCCGGUGAUCCCAGCAGAUGCGAGCAAUAUUUCCAAGGCAUCUGUGAUCAAGUACUAGUAACUUACGAAUACCUUCUACUCCUUAUGGGUACGUUUCGCAGCCGUAAAGUAAAACAGAACGAACUGCUGUGCAUUAUACUCGUCUCUUAAUUGAUAGACGGAUAUCUCGCCUUUUCCAUAGGUGACGUAAGUUGGCAAAAGCCAAGCGAGCUUUUCGAAUCCGUGCUGAGAUUUCGUCAGACACCAACCCAUUGGCGCUGAUCAGACAUCCAAGAUAAGUGAAGUUGUCAACGCGUUCGACUGCUUCAUUCCCUAUCGUUAGUUCAGGUGUUGACGCAGGUGAGUCUUGAAGAAUCGCAUUCCAAACAUUCUGGCAUUGUUGCUCAGUGCUACCAAAAGACUGCAUUCUAUCAGCGUCUUCGCCAAACAGGACUAUGUCAUGUCGGUCGAUCAAUUACGGUAUGCCAUUGGAUUUCACGAGAAAUGUGUACGGAGGAAUUACUUCAGAGAAUUAGAGAUUUAUAUUCAAUUAUCAGUCUGAGUGACAUUAGGAAAGUAACUAUUUUUUCUUCCGAUCACUAACCGCGAAACGUUUUGAAGAUUCUAGAGCGUUGGAAACACACUUUAACCUGCUGACUACUAGAUCUUUUCUGACAUCCAGGGAGCCAGUUUUGAUCUUCAGAUGGAAAUAAUAGACCUGUAAACUGACAAUCUCGGUGAGCGCUGUAACAUUGCAUUUAGAGGGAGAGAAGCGCAUUCCACACUAUUAUAUCCUAGUGAAAUUUGAAUUACGUUUAACGUCUAAGACCUAUUAACGGACUUAUAUUGUUUAGAUUCCCUUAUAGUAUAACUAUUCAGUAGGUAGAUUUUAUAUAUCUAUAUUCCCCUUGUUAUAAGCUUUAUUUGACCUAUAAUUUAUUAUUGUACGAUUUACUAUUCUUAAGCUAUGUUCAGUUUAUUGACUACUGCCUCCCACGUUCACAGCCACUUUUUGGCUUCAUUGUGUACGAAUGUUAUUUUCUAUUUUAUGCUGCGUUGUGGUCCGUUUGUUUGGCAUAUAAACCCAGUGUGUCUGAAAUAAAUGAUUCGCAUAGUGGAGGCUGUUAUUGGCAUUCUGGACUCAGCUGGACGGGCUAGGUAAGCAACGGACCAAUGGGACGCUAGGCUGAUCAGACCGGUCGAACGUGAUUGGUUUAGUUCAGUAUAAGAGCGAAUAAAUCGUAUUUUGAUUGGCGAAUAGAUUACGUGAUGACAAGCGGCU